Molecule: messenger RNA, 324 nt
Organism: Phaedon cochleariae (mustard beetle)
Lineage: Eukaryota; Metazoa; Arthropoda; Insecta; Coleoptera; Chrysomelidae
Source: the annotation of a GenBank genome assembly
AUGAACUAUAUUUUGCCUUUGAAAUUCGUUGAAAAAUAUGUUGAAGAUGUUAAGCGACAGAAAGAGAGAGAGAAAUUGGCGAGAGCAGCUAAGAGAAAACUUGAAGCAACUGAUGAAUCAGAUGAGGAAUGUACCCAAAUAAACCAUAAGCAAGAUGACGAUGCUGAAGAGUUUGCAUGCUUGUACUGUAACGAGCUCUACUCUUGGUCGAAAUCCAAAGAGCUGUGGCUUAAAUGUCAGCUAUGUAGUUUGUGGGCCCAUGCUGCUUGUGCAGAUAAAAGUGAAAAAACCAAACAUUUCAUUUGCCUUUGCGAAGAUGACUGA